Messenger RNA from Dicentrarchus labrax (European seabass), 6289 nucleotides. It is a transcript of the gene alpk3b, whose product is annotated as alpha-kinase 3b. The record is from RefSeq and is a predicted model, not a curated record. The transcript has 14 exons. Gene Ontology annotation, biological process: protein phosphorylation; cardiac muscle cell development. NCBI's taxonomy places the organism in Eukaryota, Metazoa, Chordata, Actinopteri, Moronidae. Gene Ontology annotation, molecular function: protein serine/threonine kinase activity; ATP binding. Gene Ontology annotation, cellular component: nucleus. The coding region runs from base 695 to 5470 and encodes 1591 amino acids.
UAUAACUCUGCAUCAACAAGUCCUCUGGUAAACAGAGGUCAUUGUAACUCCAGACUUUUAUGUUUGGAAAGUAACCUCGUGUGACUGGAUGACUGAAAGAAUGUACUGCUCGUAUUAAUGGACCUAAAAGUGAGGGCGUCAUUUUUCUGAUUGACAGGCUCAUAUGAUUCUUUACUACAGUCUGUACACAGAGCUUCUGACCACACAAGUGGUCUCUCUCUUCUCUGAGCACAUGUAUUCUAUUGGAAACAGACUAGAAAAAGCCCUUCACCCUGUUUUUUUUUUUAAUCCUCUCCUCCUUUUCGGGGAACUAUCAAACCUGGGAUGACCUUGUGGAUUUUCUUCUUCAGAAGGAUUUCUCUUGUUUCUGCUCAGACCUUUCUCUACAUGGCUUUUUUUUUUUUUUUUUGUAUUUUAUAAAAGGAUCCAAAGGCAAGUUUUGGAAAGUGUGAUGUGCUCUUGUGCCUAUUUGCAGGCCAACUAUAAAUAGUCCAGCAGCCUACGCAUGCUCAUGUUUGAUUGGAAAUUGCAGUGCCUUAAGUCAGUGCUGUGGGGUAUCUGUCAAAGGAGGGAAAGAAACUUGUGAAUGCUCUUAUAAAUCUCUCUGGGAAGACAAAAAAGAAGUGACAACACAAACUUUUUUCCUCCUGAAGAACUUUUUUUCCCCUUUGAAUAUUCCUCUUUCUGGUGGAAAAUGGGUUCACGGAGGACAAUGACACGCUCCUCUUCUGGCAAUGGAAGAUCCAGCAACGGGGAUGAUUUCAAUGGGAGUAGCCGGCCUAGUGGCUGCAGCUACCUCUCUAACGUGAGGCCAGAAAACAGGAGCACCCUAUGCAGCAUGAUGGCACAGUUAACUGAGGAAACGCAGCCCUCCUUUGAAACAACCCUGAAGUCAAGAGCUGUGUCCGAGAAUUGCAAUGUGAAGUUCUCUUGUGUGGUUACAGGACACCCUUCUCCUCAAGUUAUUUGGUAUAAGGAUGAUGUGCAGUUAGACAGAUACUGUGGACUGCCCAAAUAUGAGAUAUUCCGCAAUGGACAAAACCAUUCCCUGCACAUUUACAAUUGCAGCGUGGAGGAUGCAGCUAUAUACCAGGCUUCAGCCAGCAACAAUAAAGGUAUUGUGUCCUGUUCUGGGGUUUUGGAGGUGGGCGAAAUGAAUGAGUUCAAGAUCCACCAGCGCUACUUUGCCAAGCUGAAACAAAAGGCUGAAAACCGACGCAGGGAAGCGGAAGGUAAGGAAAACCAGGAGCCCCUACGAACCAUCAGUCCAGACCGCACUCAAAGGAAACGGCGCUCCACGAUGGAGGCCUUUCUCAGCAUGCCAAGCUCUAUGGAGGAUGAGGGCAGCGAGGAGAACCAUCAGGCUGUACCUGCAGAGACUGAGGCCAGGUUGCAGGAGGCAACUAUGGAAGAGGUGGAAGAAAAGCCAGUCCCCAUCCCUAAUGGAGCAAUCUAUACUGUAACUAAUGGACAGGCCAUCAUUGAAAACGGUAACAAGAGUGGGACAUAUAUAUAUGAUUCUGCCCAGAAGAUUUUUACUGCACACCAACCCAAAACUCCCUUUGUCAAAAAGAAGAUUAAAAUUUCCAACAAUGCAAAAGUUGCAAAAUCAGACAUGCCGGGAGAGCGGGCAUCUGAGGAGAGAAAGACAAAAGAUGAGACCUCAGCCUCUAUAGCUCUGGUCUGCACAGAGCCAGUGCCCUCUGAGGGGAAUUCAGAAGAGGUUAUGGAAGUAGAGAACAUUAUUGGUUCGUCAGUUGUGGAUUCAGACUCCAGAAAUGUGACAGAACAACAUCAAAGAUCAGAAACAGAGGAAGCAUUGAUUGUUGAAAGGCCUUCAAAGGGUGAAAACACAAGCCCUGAGGUAACUGUGCCUUCACAGAAACAACAGCUCACUGCCUUGGUACCCCCCGCUGCUCUUACAUCUACAAGUUAUAUUGUGUCAGGAACUGAAGGCCAACAAGCUGCAAAGCAUGAGAAGGAAACUGGUUGCAAAGAUACAGGAGAUAAUUUGAAAAUGCAGAACCAAAGUCCUAACAUUACCUCAACACGACUACAGACAAGUGCAGCAGCAGCACAUCCACAACCCCUCAGCAGAGCAAAGAAGGACAUUUCUAAAACAGAAGAUGUUACAGUCAUGUGUGUUGAAGAAAAGUCAAACACUAACACUAGUGGAUCUUUAACACACAGAGAGUCAGUGAACGCUCCGUGUGAAAGCAGCACUGCUUUAUCUCAGAGUUCGUGUGAACAGACCGGAGAUCAGCUGUCUGAGAAGGAAACAAGCCUCUGCCAAAAAAAUGUGUCUGUGUCUCUGCCAGCGCUGCCGAGGGAGGUUACACAGGCCCAUACAAAGAUGAACAGGAAUGAUGCACCUGUCAACCUUGAGCUUCCACUCAAAGAGUGUUCGAUGGACUCACAACCAGUACAAAAGACUACAUCAGAGAGAGAGACCACAACAGAUGACAUCAAGACCCCUUCUUUGAACCAUGGUCUUCAGGCAGCCAUUGACAAAAUGACACAGGACACAUGGGAUCAUUCCAGGGGAUCAAGUGAAAGCCAUAUGGCCCUUUUUACAGACCUACAGAAGUCACCCCUCCAAAGCCCUGGUGGUGGUGAGAACACCCGAGGGUGUAACGUUUCGCACAGCAUCCAGCAAAGCCAAGUUGAUACAGCUAUUAAAACUGUUGAAGGGACAGAAAUACAAGUUGAUGAAAAAGUAGAAGGUAACGAGGUAGGUAAGUUAAUAGAGCAGUCUAACAGUGUGGCCCCAAAUGAGAAGAUAGUUGAGAUGGAGACUGAAAGUGCUGCGCUACAUAGUAAUGAAAACACUGAAACAGAAAAGACCAAAGAUGCAACACAUAAAGACACUGAUGUUAUCAUUGUGGAUGCCUCUAAAAAAGAAAUGGCAGAGGAAACUUGUUCAGAUUUAAACAAUCUGAAAUCAGAUAUAUCUGAGCCUGCAAUCCCACUCCUAACAAAAACUCCAAUAAACACAAACUUAUCCCAACUUCAAGAUUUCCAAGAAAUUCAAAAACCAGAGACAAAAAUCAUAUCUAUAGCUGAGCUUUUGAGAUCACAAAUAAAGGCUCUUGACUCAACAUUAGCAAAUUCAGCGAACACCAUUCCAAACCAUGCUGACUUUGUACAUGGUCCAUCUACAACUUCUACAGAAACAUGUGAGGAGUUAAAAGAUAAUGACAGCAACUGUAAACCGGAAGCUAAGAUGUCAACGUCUGACAGGAAAACUGAGAUGAGUAAUGACGACACUCCUCCCAAAAACUUAAAGGAAACCCUUAUGGAGGUUUAUCAUCAACUCAAUAAAACUGGUCAGGAACAAAUUCAGACACAAGCUGCAUCUUCACCACCUGUCCAGGCUUUAGAAAAACCUCUUGUAAUCCCACCUAUCUCUGUUGUAGGCACUGUCAGUCCAGAACCUGGGACUCCACUCACAGUGACACCUAUAAAGGCCAGUGGUCAAGAGUCAAAUAUUGUUUUGGCGCAUGCCAAAGAUGAACCUGCUCAGGACAAAGACAGAGCAUUUAUACAAAAGUUAAGUCCAGAAAUUAAACUCAACAGUAAAACUGAACAAGGGAAUACUGAAACACGACUAGAUAAAUUCAAAGUGGAAGAACACACCACAGGAAACAGUUCUUUGCAGAGUGUACAUAGGUUUCCCACUAAAAGUGUACUUGGCACAGAUACACAAGAAAAUAAUCUUCAACUUAUUCAGCAGGACAGCUCUAUGAUUAAGGAAUUUUCAAGAAGUGACUCCUUAGCCAGUCCAACUCCUGAGGCUAGUCCAUUGUUAAAGAAAAGAAAUUGUGUUUCUCCCAUUCCUUCUGCUACUGCACAAGAGCUGGCCUCUGGGGCCAGACGCAAAAUCCUAAUACCCAAGGCCAAACGUGAAGAGGCCUCAGAGGCCACAUCAUCAUUUGAUAACCAAACCCAGAAAAAUGAGCUUUCUACACUGAACAGCAAGCUUUCCACAAGUCCCGUGGGCCUCUCUAUGUCUCCAGGUCUGUCACGACGGUCAUCUCUACUGCAGCCCGCUGGUGAGCAAACCUCUUCUGCAGAAAGACCUUCUCCGCUUGUGAGCAGAAGGAAGAUGGCAUCUGAGACUCAAGCACCAAGCCAGCAGCCCACUGAGGAGAUCCACACCCCAAAAACUGAAAGCAAACCUGCAGAGAAGGAUAAGCACGACCCAUUCAAAGCCCCACAAGUUAUUCGUAAGAUCAGGGGUGAAACCUUUGCAGAUGCCUCAGGACACCUGAAAUUGUGGUGCCAGUUUUUCAACGUUCUUAGUGAAUCUACAAUCAAAUGGUACAGAAAUGAAGAGAAGAUUGCUCAGAUUGAAAGAAAUGCAGGCGAUGAAACUCAGGUCAAUCUUGCCAUUGUUCAGGCAUCAUGCAAAGACUCUGGGGUUUACCAAUGCACAAUCACAAAUGAAUAUGGGACAGACUCAACAGACUAUCUUCUUAGUGCAGAUAUCUUGGCUGGAAUGGCCCUACGUGAGGACCUUGGUGUUGGAGAAGAAAUUGAAAUGACACCCAUGAUAUUCAACAAGGGUGUCGCUGAUUCUGGCAUCUGGGGUAAUAAAUUAUUUGGCCGUAUAAUGAUGCAGGAAUUUCAUAUUGGUGUUGGCUGCUCACAUAAGGUCUGGAGGGCAAAAGUCAUCUAUGGUCUGGAGCCUUUGUUUGAGUCUGGAAAUACAUGUAUCAUCAAAGCAUGCAACCCCGUCGCCUAUGGAGGCAAAGGAGAAAGCUGCCUCGUAGACAGGAACCUGGACAUUGUCAAGCAGGAGUGUAAAAUUCAGAACUUGGCCCGUGAAUACUGCAAAAUCUUCAGUACAGAGGCAAGACUGAUUGAAAACUUUGGCCCCUGUAUCGAGGUGAUUCCAGUCUACUUAAUGUACCGACCUGCAAACACUGUCCCUUAUGCCAAAGUGGAGGCCGAUCUAACAGGAAUCUAUCAGAAAUACUGUACCCUGGAUCACACAGGCAGGAUAGAUACAAGGACAGGCUCUGAGGUGGAGCAGAAGUGCUGUGCCCUGCAGCACUGGAUCUUUCAGUGGACCAAUGGCAAUCUGCUACUCACUCGGCUAGAAGGUGUUGACACAAAGAUCACCAAUGUGGGAAUUUCAGUCAAAUCAACAGGGCAACAAGGUUUAUCUGUUGAAGGGAAUCCCAAAGUUUUUGAGCAGUUUGUCUCCCAGCACCAGUGUAACUACUUCUGUGGUCUGCUCAGCCUGAGGUCUCUAAAGGUCAUGGACUCUUUAUUGACACCAACGAAGCCCAAGGGCUCCAAGAGCCCGUUACUUCAACGCAAAAUGGCUGCCGGCUCCUCCAGUCCUCAGACCGUCCGGAAAGCUGCUGGCAGCCCCAGACUGCCCAGGAAGACUGAGCAAGAGGGCGGAAAGACCCCCUCUAAACAAAAAGCUGUUGAUGCUCCCAAAGUUGUUAAGAUGGAAUAGAAUAAUUAUCUCUCAAUAAGACAUGACAGAUCACAGAUUUUCUCAAUGGAAAAGCAUCCUGAUUAAAUUCCAUUGAUUAUCUGAAAAGGUUUCACUAUCAGCAAAACAAUGCACGAGGAGAUGGAAGAAAGAAAGAAGGCCAAUGACACCUCUGUUUUUAAGAGAGGUAGAAACCCUUCAACACUUCAAAUAAUAUGACUUAACUAUUUAAUUUUGACAGCCACCAUUCCUUGCCAGUAGCACUUAUUGUGGAUUGAUGCCCUCACAGGUUGUGGUGAUUAACUAUUAUAGCCUACACUCAGCAAAUCAAAGGCUUGAAACUACAGUGUAGUAGUGAGUAGUAGCUUUCCUGGGUUUGUAUUCUAUCAAUCCAUAUACCAUAGUAGGUAACAGAUUGUGAAUUCCAAUCUCAGGUCAGUGUAUUUGUACUAAAUGAAUGUGCAAGAUAAAACAUUUUGAACUCAACUGGCAUUAUAUGUAGUCUAUGUGUAAUAUUCAAUGUAAAAGCACAAACAUGUAUCUUUUGUAGUCACGUCUGUGAGAAUGUAGGGGAGUUAUUAUGUCAGUUGAACCAAAACCAUGACAUGGAUAUGCAAUAAGCCCCAUGGUCAUACAGCACGUUUUUAAGGCUGGAAGUAAACUUUUUUUUGUCAGGAAUGUAUCUAGCCAACUGUAGCUUCACAUAACACUGUUGUACAGUGGCCAAUGGUGCUGUGCUUUUAUAUUGUAACCUGUCAUGUUUACUUGCUAUUCUACAUUGCACUGGAUUUUGAGAAACUGCACCUUUGAAUGCUGCAAAAUAAAAAAUUACGCCUUGUA